CGCGGACGGCGGACCACGGACCACGGCUCAUUUCAAAUUUUUCAUUCUCCUCCGACUUUCUCUUCCUCUCCCGCUUGUCAGCUCCGGCGCUCUGCUCUGUCUGUUUCUCUCGGCACACCCACGCGGCGCCGGGCGGCGAGCGGCGACGAAGAUGUCCACAGCCGGAACACCAGGGUCUCCAAACGACGAGCUGGAGGAAGAAGUUAACCAAAUGGCCGAGAAACUUGCAGAUUACCGGGCCGCGGUCUUGGAUAAGCUCAAUACCAAUCUGCCGUCUAUUCUUGCAUCUACCUCACUCGUGGUGGAGAAGAAUGUUGAUUUCGGUUCCCAAUUUCAGCCGGGACCUUCGCAUCCACCUGAUUUUGCAGCUGUUGAAUCUGAAGCAGUAGGUUCCUUGAGAAAACAAGAGCAGGAUGAGGCCGAGAAAUUGCAGCUCCUGAAACAGAAGUUCUUGAGCAAUGCAAAUGCAGUAUCAAGUGUGUCAAGGAAGAUGAAGGAAAUAACAGAGUGUAUGGAAAAGAUUGAUAAAUUAGAGCCGCAGAAUGGAGUUAUUCACCGUGCUUUCAAAAGAAAAAGGGAGUAAGCUGACCAGAUUCACUUUCUUGUAUGGUAUGGUAUGGUAUGGUAUUUUUAGUUGACGAUGCCUUUGAACUGAUUUAGAGAAUUGAUUGGCUGGUCUAAGUCAUUGUUUAGCUUGUUGUAAUUACAUAGGUACACCUAAUCCACAUGUGUAUUGUGAGCUAAAUAGUCAUGACAAUAGGGGGAUUAGCUCAGAAGAAUCUACUGAAAAAUUGUAAGCUUUGUCAAUGAGG
This is a messenger RNA of Cuscuta campestris, 812 nucleotides long. The record is from the annotation of a GenBank genome assembly. Lineage: Eukaryota; Viridiplantae; Streptophyta; Magnoliopsida; Solanales; Convolvulaceae.